Hemiscyllium ocellatum (epaulette shark) is the source of this 2816-nucleotide messenger RNA. RefSeq names its product solute carrier family 38 member 6 (gene slc38a6). Gene Ontology annotation, molecular function: L-glutamine transmembrane transporter activity. The transcript is spliced from 18 exons. The coding region runs from base 242 to 1453 and encodes 403 amino acids. Lineage: Eukaryota; Metazoa; Chordata; Chondrichthyes; Orectolobiformes; Hemiscylliidae. Gene Ontology annotation, biological process: L-glutamine transport; amino acid transmembrane transport. The record is from RefSeq and is a predicted model, not a curated record.
GAGGGAGAGCGGCGGCGAGUACAGAAUGAUGAGUGACGAGUGGACGGAGAGCGGGCAAGAUGACCACUCAGCUUUGGUGCCGAAAGAUUUGCAGGCUGAUCAUGAUUGAUUUCCUGCCAAUAGCUUUUUACAAGCUUUGUAACAUUCUCUGCUCGUGGGCAGUACUGCAGCUGUAUUACUAUGUGCAACACAGCACCAAGAAUCAGCACGAGCUUCCUUUGCUUCCUCUGUGUUUAACAUAAUGCAUGCUAUCAUGGGAAGUGGUAUUCUGGGUUUGGCAUAUGCAAUGUCAAAUACAGGUAUUAUUGGCUUCAGUCUCCUAUUGCUGUUUGUUGCUGUUAUGGCUGCAUAUUCAGUACACUUGCUGCUCGUGUUGUGCGAACAAACUGCACUGACUACUUAUGAAGACCUUGGGUUUUGUGCCUUCAAGACAACUGGAAAGGUUAUGGUUGCUGGUGCAAUACUGAUCCAAAACAUCGGAGCUAUGUCAUCUUAUCUGUUUGUCAUAAAGUCUGAACUACCUGCUGCAAUUGCUGGUUUCCUACACAACAGCUAUAAUGGGACUCCCUGGUAUCUUAAUGGACAGAUUCUCCUUCUCAUUACUGUUAUCUUUGUUGUUCUGCCUCUUGCUCUUCUUCCUAAAAUAGAAUUUCUUGGUUAUACAAGUGGUUUGUCCAUCUUAUUCAUGGUCUACUUUACCAUUGUGGUUGUGGUUAAAAAAUGGUUCGUUCCUUGCCCGCUGUUUAAUGGCACUGUGAAUUACUUUCAGAACUUUAGUUCUGAUGAAUGUAAACCAAAGCUUCUACAAAUUUCAUCCAAGAGUGCAUAUGCAAUUCCAACAAUGGCAUUUUCAUUUCUCUGCCAUACAUCAGUGUUGCCAAUUUACUGUGAACUCAAAAGGCCUUCAAAGAGCAGGAUGCAAAAAGCGGUUAACAUAGGAAUGAUUCUGAGUUUUUCGAUCUACAUGCUUUCUGCCUUGUUCGGCUACCUGACGUUUUAUGCCAAUGUGAACUCUCAGUUGCUGCAUAGUUACAGCCAGUAUCUGCCACGGGACCACAUUAUUAUGUCAGUUAGAAUAUGCAUACUCUUCUCUGUGCUUCUGACAGUGCCUCUAAUCCAUUUUCCAGCAAGGAAAUCUUUUAUGCUGCUAUUUUGUUCAAGCUGCCCCUUCUCAUGGUUGUGUCAUAUACUUGUCACACUUGUUAUUCAGACAGUGAUUGUGUUAUUGGCAAUCUAUGUGCCAAAUAUACAAAAUAUCUUCGGUGUAGUUGGUUCCACAACUUCAACUGCUUUACUAUUUAUCUACCCUGGACUCUUUUACAUGCAAAUAAGCAGAGAAUCUUUAAAAUCUUCAAGGAAGCUUAAGGCUCUAGGAUUGAUUAUUCUAGGCAUUCUCAUUGGGGCAGUUAGUUUGCUUGUUAUCAUUAUAACCUGGCUGCACAAUGAAAAUUGAGCCUAAUCAAUGGAAUUUGCACAAAGUGAAAUCACACAACUCAGGAAGUCAUCAGUUGAGCAGUGAAAUCAACUUUGCAAAUGUGUAUUUUCUUUCUCCUGACUUACUGGCAAUAUGAUGACAAGUGAAAUUACCUUUUGUUAGAAGUGGGAUCAGGUCCUUUGAAUCUCAAUGGAAAUGAAAAUAAAACUUGUGACUGGGCGUUCAGAUUUGUGCAGGAUCAAAAAAAGCUUUGCUUAUGUUCAGUAACUAUUCUCAAUUGGGUUAGGGUAGGAAAGAAAUCAACUGAUGUGAAGCCAUAUUACCAUGGAGAAACUUCUACCAAAAGGCAAAUCUCUAACAUCGUAAACUGAUAAAACUCCAUUUCAGUGACUGGUACAAUGUUUUGUAACUUUAAUUAAAUUGCAGUAUAAAUAUUAGUGAUUUAUGGUAAGUUUUAUAUAUUUUUCUUGUAAUCCAGAAUGGUCAGUUGAAAUUAAAUAUUUAAAACUAAUCUUUAUUGAUUAAAUGUGCACAUAAGGUGACAUUAAAUUUGUUCAGACAAAAGUCAAACAGUAUUAUUGCAUACUUAGGUUUACUCCUUAACCCAAAGUUAUCACCCAUAGAUAUAUUUUGCACUUUAGUUAUGCAUUUGAUUCCUUGCGUACCUGUUAAAAUAAUGUUCAACAUUAUCUUGACCUUGUACUAGUAAAUAUGGGUUAAAGGCCAUUUUUUUUCUGCUUUUAACUUUGUUUAAUUAAAGUUAUAUCAAUAGAAUACUAAGGGAGAGAAUGAGUUCUGAUCAAUUUUGACACCAAACUUUUUUUUUGUCUCGAACCAGUGAGUAAUAAAUCAAAAUACAGAAGUCUUUUAAAGUGCUGCACUCUUGCCUAACUUCACGUUAACAUUAUAUAAUGAUGCAAAUUACUAAUGUGGCUUUGAUAGUCCAUUUAGAAAAUUUUUCCCUUGAUUAACAGUUUAAUGUUUUAACUGAUGGGUAAUAUGGUUAACAUUUGUCUUGGUUCUAAGUAAACUGUUUUUUAAUAAGUGAUUUUGUUUAAAUGUUUUUGAAGUCAUUCUGCUUGGCAGUUAACACUUGGACUUUGAAUGAUCAAAGGCAUACAAUAGCUGUCACUCGGUUAGAUUAAUGUUGUUUAUCCAUUCAGCCAGAUUAGGCUGCACAUAAAAAUGUCGCUGACUGCUGAAGUGCUACUUUUAUUCACUAGUGUAACUAAUUUUUUUUUGUUUAUUACUUUGUACUAGCCACACACUUGUUUCCCAAGUUUUUGCAUUAAAGUAAAUUUGCCAUUUUAAAAAUUUGAAAUCCAUCUUGCCUUUUGAUCUUAACCUCUAACAGUUGGUUUUUUAAAAUACUGGUUGCAUA